UUCACCAGUUAAAUGUUAUUUCUUUAUCCAGGGAUAUAAUGCUAAACAUGUUAAUUGCCUGUACAGGGUUAGCUAUACGCUUUAGUAAAAAUAGCCAAACUCCUUUCGCGAAAAUGUCAAUUUCUUGUUGUCUGAGCUUUAUCGGCCUAUGUAGCCGAUAACAUAACAACACUAUACAUCUUUUAUUAAUCACCAAGAGAUAUACAUUAAUUCGGCGCAAAUGUCAUAGAAUUAUCACAAUACAUUUUCAGCUUUUAUAAUCGGUCUGCCUAUUGUGCAGGACCACUUUUCACCAAAUUGAUGUAACUUGGUGAGGGGCUAGCUAUUAAAGCACGUAGGCCUAUAUAAUUUAGAAUUUAGUCUAAAUAACUAUUUCUUUGUCAAAAAGGUACAUGCCGAAUUUAAAAGAAUUGCGUGCUGAAUUGAAGGUCAUCAGGUUUUACAAAUUGUUACAUGUUUAACUUUACUGAUAAGCAAAAAAAGGAUACAAUUAGGAGACUUUUCAAGGGGAUUUGGCAUAGCGGGCUCCCCAUGAAAAAGAACUAGCCGAAUUCCAUUAAAAAAGGAGUCUCAUAGAUGCCUGUAUCUUAUCGACCGAUGCAUUACGUGACAACAUCACUUAAUAUAUUUUACGAGUCAGCAAGUGUUACAUAUCAGGUCGGCGUAAAUCUAACAGAAUAAAUAGCACAAUAUUGCGAUCAACUUUAUAAUCGGUUUGUCUGAUAGACGAUAUUCGGUAAAAGGCUCUAGCUGGUAAUCCGGCUUUAAAAUCUUUUAAUUUAUUAUCUUCAGUCAUCAAUCAUUGAGUAUAUUCAUAUUGUCACAGACAGAUAGUUGUAUCUUUUUUGCUAAUCCUUGUGGGGACAGUUCCUGUCUGGUUUGUAUCUGCACUGUGAAGGCAGUUUUUUGGCUGUGCACUCUGUUCUACUUCUAAGUAAUCUAAAUGUGCUUCCAUCUUCUUUUGAUUGAUAUUGGCAAAUGAAUAACAAGGCAGAAACUGAUAUUUGACUUUGCUCUCCAGUGUCAUGUGGUGAACAGACUCCAAGUCCUCCCUGUUCUGGUCUGUCCAGAGCAACUGACCAAAGAGGGACCAACAUUGCUACUAAGGACAUCUGCCAGCCCUACCAGCCACUCUGGAGCCAUUAGAGCAAACAUCGAAGAAGACAGCGAGCUGUGAUAGUGGUCAAGUCAAGGGAAACUUCUCUUCAGCUGAGGGGGAGGCUGUUCAGCGGGACGGAGCCAUGGAGCCACCAGAGGACAAGUAUGGUCGUACCUUUGUGGAGGUGAUGAGUGAAAAGUACAGUCCAGAGAACUUUCCAUUACGCAGAGGGCCUGGUAUGGCAGUGGUGGUGGUGCCCACCCCAGCUCCUCAAGGCUCCCCUGUGAAAGACCGUCUGAACCUUCCCAUUGUUCUGGUGUUGAAUAGCUGUGGGAUCAGCAGGGCAGGAGACCGGGCUGAGAUUGCUGCUUUCUGUGCCCAUGUCAUUGAGCUGGACCUGUCUCAUAACAACCUGCAGGACUGGCAUGAGAUCAAUAAAAUCGUGUCCAACAUCCCCAACCUGGAGUUCCUGAACCUGAGCUCUAACCCCCUGGCAGAAAUGACCAUCCAGCCGCGCCGCGCUGAAGGCCUUUCGCGGGUCCGACGCCUCGUCCUCAACAACACCCGGGUGUCCUGGGACACCGUGAUGCUGCUCACCACGGAGAUACCGGAGCUGGAGCAGUUGUUCCUGUGCCUUAACGAGUACAGUGGUGUGAGCGCCUCCAGUGUGGUCUGCCCCACCUUGCGGCUGCUUCACAUCACCGACAACAGCCUCCAGGACUGGGCAGAAGUCCGCAAGUUUGGCACCAUGUUCCCAAGCCUAGAGACUCUGGUCAUGGCCAACAACAACUUGGUCUCCAUUGACGACAACAAGGAUAUCCUGCAACGGCUCUUCCCUAACCUCCGCAGCAUCAACCUGCACAACUCAGGUUUCAACCGAUGGGAGGACAUUGAGAAGCUCAACUUCUUCCCCAAGUUGGAGGAGGUGCGGCUGCAGGGCAUUCCCUUACUGCAGACCUACACCAACACAGAGCGACGCAGCCUCAUGAUAGCACAGCUCCCUUCAAUAUCACAGCUAAAUGGCAGUGUUGUGACUGAUUGUGAGAGAGAAGACGCAGAGAGGUUCUUCAUUCGUUACCACUUAGACUACCCUGAGGAGGAGCUGCCUUACAGAUACCAUUCCCUGGUAACCAAGUAUGGGAAGCUGGAACCACUUGCUGAGAUUGACCUCCGACCUCGCUUCCGUGCCCAGGUGGAGGUUCACUGUGAGGAAAAAGUGGAACAGCUGAGCAUCCGUUUGGACCAGACAGUAGCUGAGCUGAAGAAGCAGCUGACAACAGUGGUCCAGCUGUCCACCAACAGCAUGAGGAUCUAUUACAUCGACAAGUGCAGCGCCUUCGGUCCAGAAGAAAUGAAGUACAACACCCGGGCCCUCCACUCCUACAGCAUCCAAGACGGUGAUGAAAUACUGGUGGUGCCCAAGACCAAGUGAACAGCUGGUGUCCAACUGGAUAAUUAGAGUGACUCAUUGAUUGAUUGAUUAAUUGGAUUAUUUGUUGCCUGGUUAACUGACAUCACAAAAUAAUUGAAAAAAACACAUAUGGAACAGCAUCAGCGGCCCACUUUUUGGAACGAGGAGAGCAAAACAAGAGAAUGAUGUGAAUACCAUCAUGCACAGUGGGCUGCUCGGAGGCUCUAGCUGGAAAUGCAGCCAUUACGUCUUUAUUUAUUUCAGCUGUAUUUGAGGGCAUCCACUGGAGUAAGUAGACAAAUUUGUCACGCUGGAAAACAGGCUGAUAGAGUAACUCACAGUCAGCUAGCAGCUUAAGCAGAGGAGAGGGUGCUGCCGUACCAGCAAAGCUUUACUGCAGCUCUAUACACGGCAUGUACCUAGCACCUGCAUAAGCAAGUAUCCAACACCACUCGCUUGCCCAAAUGUUAUGAAAACUACCCUGAUUAGCAGUAAGACGGUGCACUUUUAAAAUGGGCACAAUAACAGGAGGAGCAGCAGUUGUUGAAGGAAAAAUCCUGUCUAAAACACUGUAUAAUGGUGGUGAUGAAAGUAGUAUUUUUUGGGUCCAUUUUGUUGUAUGGUGGUGUUUUUUUCUGUAUUUCUGGGGUUAACUGCUAAAGUUGGAAGAUGCUACAGCACAUUUAGAUCAUUUGACAAAAUACAGGCAAAAAGCUAGAAAAUAUUUCUAGAUCCGUAAUAACAAGCGAUAAGUGUGAAAUUUAUCAUAGAAUAUGCAAUUUUAAAUAGUCAUUGAAAAAUCUAGAACCAAUGAAUAAGCACAUUUUGUAAUUAAUUACAAAAGUGUACUGGACACAAUAUCUUCCAGCCGCGAUCACUGCACUGCCUUUUUUGUUGAAGGCGCCCCGAUCAGACCAGUUGCAUUUUUUUGUGACUCUUGCUAGGCAACCAUCAAAUCACCAGUCAACCGUUAUUUUACUGUGAAGUUAAAUGCCGUUUUUCACUCUGAGUGGAUGUUUUUUGAACUUCAGCCGUUCAGGGUGAAAAAAAAAAAAAGUGAGGCGCUCGGCAACGCAAAAGCAGCAAGCAAAAUGCUUCACUCUAAAACAAUUACAAAAAGCCUCCCCAGGCCGCUAAAACAUGCUCUGUCUGAUCGGGGCCUCCUUCUUCACCAUUCUCAGUGUGUGUGCCCUGCAGGAUUCAAGUUUCCACAUCACACUUUUGUUACAGUAGUUGCAUACUGCGUCAGGAUUGGCUUCCAAACUAGUUGUCAUCAUGCUUGUACACUCACAUGCUAAACUGAAUUUUAAGGUGAGCACAGAUAAACUUUCCUCCUUCAGCAGAUGCAUGUGAAAACAGUGUUCUACUGUCAAACCCUGCACAGUAAAGGUCAAACAUUCAGUCAAGUGAGUGUGAAGAGUAUUUUAGGGUUGAUGUUUUCUUUACCCUGUUAUGUGUUUUCUACAUUUGUUUUCUGGACUUGGAGAAGGCUUAUAACCAUGUACCCCAGGGAGUCCUGUGGGGAGUGUGGGGUACCGAGCCAUCCGGUCCUUAUAUAACUGGAGUGAGAGCAGUGUCCACAUUCUCAGCAGGAAGUCAAACACGUUUUUAGUGGGUGUUGAGCUUCGCCAGGGUUGUCUCUUGUCACCGAUUUUGUUUGUGAUUGCCAUGGGUAGGAUCUCAAAGGCAGGGGUGGGAGAGUGAUCGGUUUGGGGACCUCAAAAUUGCAUAUCUGCUCUUUGCAGAUGAUGUGGUUCUGUUGACUUCAUGAGACUGUGACCUCCUGCACGCACUGAGGCGGUUUGUAGUCGAGUUUAGAGAAGUCAGGGUGAAGGAGUUCAAGUAUCUCAGGGUGUUGUUCACGAGUGAGGGUGAGAUGGAGUGUGAGAUGGGCAGGCGGAUUGAUGCAAAGCCGGAAGGCUAAGCUCUCGAUUUAUCAGCUGAUCUAUGUUUCGACCCUCACCUAUGGUCAUGAGCUUUGGAUAGUAACCCGAAAGAACAAGAUCACAGAUAAAAGCGGCCACAAUUAGGAUAAAGAGCUCAGACAUCUGGAGGGAGAUUGGAUUAGAGCCACUGCUCCUUCACGUUGAAAGGGGCCAGUUGAGGUGGUUCAGGCAUUUGAUCAGGAUGCCUCCUAGGGGCCUUACUUUGCAGGGUUUCCAGUUACAUCCAACUGAUGGGAGACCCCAGGGUAGACCCAGAGCACACUGGAGAGAUUAUCUCAGGCUUGGGAACGCCUCGGGAUCCCUAAGGAGGAGCUGGAAAACGUCCCUGGGGAGAGGGAUGUCUGGACUACCUUGCUUAGCCUGCUGCCACUGCAACCCGCCCCCAGAUAAGUGGCAGAAGACACACAACAGCAACUUUAUUAGAUUUUUUUUUUUGUGAGGAAAGAAAUGAAACACACACACACACACCAGGGUACCCAAAAGACAAUCUUUCAUUGCACAUUCUGCAUAGCAGCAGUAUGAAGGCAUAACCUUUCUAUUUAAAACAUCAUGCAAGUGCAUGCUUGAUUAUAUUCAUCCAUCCGUUCAUCCAUUAGCUUAACCAGAUCAUGUUAAUUGAUUUGAGCAGAUUCUAGGGAGUAGGAUGAGGUUGAGAGUUUAUUGUUAACUUGUGUUCAUGGUUAUUUUAAGGGCACAUGGCUGCAAACUGUUUUCAUCAAAUUACCUGAUUUUGCAUACAUGGCUAUAUGAUUUUACAAGUUAUUGCUGCUGUUGCUGGCUUUUAAGAAAAUAGCACUCUGAAUUUUAGUGCUCCAUUUUUCUGAUAUAAGUCAUAUUUUAUUUCUUUAAUUACUUGCAUAUGAUCUUGUUUUAUAGAUGUUUAAAUGCUUCAUCAAUGCACUUUCUUUACAGUGAAUUUAUAAUUUUCAAAGAAUAUAAUCAGCAAUUCUUCUUAAACACAUUUCCACUAUUUAGUUAAAUACUACUGUAUUCUACAUUUCACUCCGUCCUGCACAUAAUUACUUCCACCAAAGAUAGCUCAUUAUGAUAUUAUUAUAAUUAUAAUGUGGACUAUUUACACGAUUAAUUGAUUUUAUUAUAUAGCAUCACCUUGUAUAAGAGGAGCAUUGAUGUCUAUCAAUUUUUCUUAUAGUGCUUUUUCUUAUAGUGAUUAGCAGAGUAGGGAAUUCCUGACAGUGCACAGUGUUAUGCUAUGGACUCAGCGGAUAUUUCAAGCCACUACAUUAAAUAUUCACAUUUAGGGGCUGUUUGGAAACAAAUACCUGUUUGGGCUGUGCUCUCAGUUUAUCCACUCUUGAUAGAAAAAUCCGCUCAGUGUGCUUUGGCCUCUUGUUAACUGUGUUUUUACCCUCCAACUGUAUUAAUAUCUCAAGUAUGUAAAUGCAACACUAUUUCCCUCCUUACUAUUAUAAUUUACCAAUGUUUAUUUUAUAACACUACUGCUAUACUUGAAUAUUAGAAGGUGUGAUAUAAGCAGUGAUGGUGUAGCAAUGACACACAGCAGGUUAGAUGAAAAGAAUUACAAUACUGCGACAUGUUUUCCCCAUUUUGUCACGGUAUAGUGCUGAAUAAUUGUUAGCGUAGCUUGAACCACAGCCAUAGAAUCCAGCAAAGAGAGAGGCAGCAGUGCACUGCUGGCACCAACUGUUAGGUACUGAGUUAUAGUGUCUGUGCUGCUAAUCAGUGUUAGAUUUGUUUGAAGUGCGAGAACGUGAUGGUUUGCAGAGUGGGUGAUAUUUUGGUAUGCAUGUUCUUAAUUGAUUUUAUGUGUUUUAUGCGAGCAAAGUGGUCACUAUGCCUGCUUAUAGAUUUAUGGAAUGAGGAACUUGAUGGAACUUUGUUUUACACAAAGCCCAAGAAAAAUAUUAUAAGUCUUGAUGUAAAUUUAUUGUUUACCUGUUGAAUUCAUCCAGAUUUAGUUUGUUUAAGAACAAUAUGUUAUCAUGUUAUUUAUUGUGUCUAUUGUUUACAAUCCAACCUGAAAAUAUUGGCUACGUUAUUUUAUAGCCCCUGAAAAGGUGACUUUAGAGUAUUUCUCUGUAACAUUAAAGAUUAAUGACUAAUAAAGCAACAAACAAAGUUAAAGUUAGAAAAUAAAUCUUUAGUUAUUAUUUAUUGAGGGUUUAAAAAACAAAAAAACCUCAGGUAAUCUGCUUUAUCAAGAGUGAGUAGUUGUGGUCUGAUCAUAUUUGAUUGACAGUGGCCUGGCAACAACAACAAACAUCAUUAUUCAACAAUUUCACAAGGACACAUUCAUGUUUAUCUGUGUUUUAAGCCUGGAAGGCACUAGGAUUAGGCAAUGGUUAGGGUUAAGGUUAGGUGCCUUGAAGUCAACGGUCGCAGCGCUGCCUGGAAGGAGACGUUGGGGGCUUAAAACACCAUCGAGCCACAUUCAUCAUAGAGGCAGAUAUAAUAAUUCCACCAGCAGUAGCCUCAAUAGACCAGAAGGCAGUACAGCCACUGCACAGGUGAUUAGUUUAAAUAAAAAGUCCCUCGCUUGUUGUUAAUAUCUAGAUUUGCAACCACCAUCAUUAUAACUCUAAUUUCUUUUACCACUUUCAUACAUAGUACAGAGAAUGUCACAUUUCAAGGAACACUUCGACAUUUUGGGAAAUAGGUUUAUAUGCUAUCUUGCCUGAGAAUUAGAUAAGAAGAACGAUAUCACUCUCAUAUCUGCAUGCUAAAAAUAAAGCUACUGUAUGCAGCCAGGGGUCGGUUUUCUUAGCAUAAAACUGGAAACAGCGGGAAACAGCUUGCCAGUUCUGUCCAAAGGUAACAAAAUCUGCCUACCAGCACAUCUAAAGCUCACUUAGAAACAUGUUAUGUUGUGGACUUUGUUACUUUCUGACAGAGCCAGGCUAGCUGGUUUUCCCUUUUUCAAGUUUUUGUGCUAAGCUAAACUAAUCAACUGCUGGCUAUAGCUACAUAUGUAGUGUGCAAGAUUAGUAUAAAUCUAAAUAAGCAUAUUUCUACAAUGAUCAAACAAUUUUUUUCAAAGGAGUCCUCGGUGGUGUCAAAAGGCAUUCUUAAAAAAUUUGGGAAUUCAUGAAUUGAAGUAGUCAAAUACCUCCUGAAGGGUAAUUAAUUUGAAGUUAAAAGGUUAGACCUAUAAAUGAUCUCCCUCUCCUCAAAACCAGUGCAGUAUGUUAAUGUCGUAAGACGAAACUGAAAAAAGAUAAUUAAUACAUUGAAAAGCUCUGUAUUUCCUUUGCUUAGUUAAAUACUCAACACAUAAUGCUAGACACCUGGCAGCUUCAAUACAGCACAUCCUGUUUUUAAUGGAGACCUGUGAAACUAAAUAGAUACUUGCAUCUCUGGAUAUAUCAGUAAAUGCACUGCUUGAGUCAUCAUCUACCGCUAAAAGUAGUGCACCAGAUCUUACGUGGAUCUCAGAAGGCUAUAUUUGUCUUUGAUUAUAGUUUUAUAUAUUUUGGUUGGACUAAAUUUGCAGGAUGCCUAGGUUUCAACCCCGCUCAGACUCAGACACCAGUAUUUAAGCUAAUCAUUCACUCAACUAUAUGUAACACACGACUGUUCAUAAUAUGUGGCAAUUAAAGCAUUAUCUUUUCUUUGUAGGAACAUAUAUGUAGUACAUAUAAGUAUUAAUGGAACAGAAUGAGUCACCUUUCUUAUAUUAGCAUAUGUAGAGAAAGGUCUGUUACUGAAUGGUAAUAAAUGGCAGUCUCCCUCCUCA
Perca fluviatilis (European perch) is the source of this 8171-nucleotide messenger RNA. Its product is annotated as tubulin-specific chaperone cofactor E-like protein. The coding region runs from base 1242 to 2531 and encodes 429 amino acids. Gene Ontology annotation, molecular function: alpha-tubulin binding. Gene Ontology annotation, biological process: protein folding. NCBI's taxonomy places the organism in Eukaryota, Metazoa, Chordata, Actinopteri, Perciformes, Percidae. The record is from RefSeq and is a predicted model, not a curated record. The transcript is spliced from 10 exons.